GCACCGAAAGCCCGAAUAGUGACCGUUUCGGCCGCUCUUCACAUUUACGGCAAAAUACAUUUCGAGAACAUAAACCUACGGAACGGCGCCUACACUCCACUCCUCGGUUACACUCAAAGCAAAUUGGCUAACAUUUUGUUCACUCAAGAACUCGCCCGAAGACUCGGAUCUAAUAGCACUGUCACCGCCUAUAGUCUACACCCGGGGGUCAUAAUGACUGAAUUGCAGCGCAAUUUGUCAAAUAUUUUGCGAUACUUUCUCAGCUAUUUUGUGGUCUCCACCGAAAUGGGAGUCCAAACCACUCUGUAUUGCGCCCUCGAAGAUAACAUUGAAAAUGAAUCAGGUGACUGUCGACGUGUGAGUCGAUUGAUAUCACAGGCAAAUGAUGUCGAAUCGGCCAAAAAACUGUGGCAAUUGAGCUGUGAUUUAGUCAAACUCGAAGAUAAUCUCAGAAUUGAUUAA
Messenger RNA from Medioppia subpectinata, 462 nucleotides. The record is from the annotation of a GenBank genome assembly. NCBI's taxonomy places the organism in Eukaryota, Metazoa, Arthropoda, Arachnida, Sarcoptiformes, Oppiidae.